Verticillium nonalfalfae is the source of this 1512-nucleotide messenger RNA. RefSeq lists its product as uncharacterized. The transcript has 6 exons. Gene Ontology annotation, cellular component: endoplasmic reticulum membrane. Gene Ontology annotation, biological process: nuclear membrane fusion involved in karyogamy; karyogamy involved in conjugation with cellular fusion. Lineage: Eukaryota; Fungi; Ascomycota; Sordariomycetes; Glomerellales; Plectosphaerellaceae. The coding region runs from base 1 to 1512 and encodes 503 amino acids. The record is from RefSeq and is a predicted model, not a curated record.
AUGAUGCGACUCUUUGCGGGCUCUCAUCUCGUAGUCUUGGUCCUAGCAGCCUGGUGCCAGCAUAUUUCGGCGCUCUCGUGGGGUAUACAAACGAAACGCCCAGCACCGGGAGGCUUCCUAGGGGGUACAACCCUGAGUUCUACACUUGGUAUGGAGAAGGACUUACCCCUGCCAAGUAUGUACGCAGUGGCCUUGCGUGAGCUGCAAGAACUCGAGACCCAGCCUCUCUGCCACCGGGUCGCAGCUCGUCUCCUUGUCAACAACUGUCAACUCCUCGACGGCAAAGACGAUGCCACCGUGUUGAUCGACAGUGGUCGUCAGGUUCGCGACUUUGUCGAUUCCUACGCCGCCAGUUUAGCCAUUUGCGAUCUUGAACGGGGUAGCUUUUCCAUUCCGCCUGAUUGCUCCAGAUUUCGAGAGACCGUCCUACUCAGCCUUCCAGCAUUCGACAAGAUGAACCUUCACGUCUCGACGCGAGAGAUCGACUCCUGCCUCACUGCCCUGGCCAAGUCAGAUUCAGCGUGGAACACUUGGGUCAGCUACCGCCACAAGGCUCUUAGAUUCUGCGAGGCCGCUCGCGCUGACAAUGAAAAAGCGCAAAACGUGGAGUUAUACAAACGGUUGACUGGAGUGCUCUCCAGGCUCACUCGUGGUGUUGAAGCCGACCUGGAGAAACAUCUGCAAUCCAUCAAUGACAAGUUAGAUAAUGCUCACCUCAAUCUGGAUCACCUGACACCCCGCCUAAAUCAUCUUCGAGAUGGCCUCACCGCGCUGGAACAAAUGUUGUCCGAAAGGGUCUUUCACACGACAAAGGACACUACGUCUUCGAUCCAGAACGGCCUACGGGACGCCAAUACUCUCCAGCAACUGAUCUCAGUCCUCAUUGAGACAGUCCUGCAAAGUAAUGCCGAUAGCUCGACUUCUCACGAUCGUGCUCUUGAGACCAUACAAAAGUAUACCGAUCUCGAGUCGUCCGUUGUUGCAGCACUUGAACGUGUCAUGACCUCGACAAAUUCCCUUCAAGAGCAUAUUACUGCUGCCCUUGCACAUCAGCAAGACCGCCUCGAGCAAAGGAUGAAUACUUUACUUGAAUUGUCGGAUCGAGUCGCUAAAAAACACGAAAACCACAUUGGGAUGAUAGAGCAAGCUCAUACAAAAGCCGGAGACAUACUUGACAAGUUGACAGAAGCCUCGGCUUCGGCUAGCACGGUCCACGACUCUAUCCGUGGCAGUGUUGGCUGGAUGAACUGGUGGCCAUACAUUGUUUGUCCAACAGUCUCUUUGACUAUGGGCUCUUACGGACUACCUCCGUCAGCUGUCAGAAACCUAGGACUGGUUGCCCUUGGCGAGCUCACUGGAUUCGCCAUUUCUUUAGCACGUCAUUUACCACGCGACAUUGUGCGAAUUUGGAACGACAAUGGCUCCUUCAGGCUGGGCACCGAUAUCCAAAGCGGCUCGAAGCUUACACCAAUCAUUCCAUCUACUGUUCGCUUUCGAAAUGGGACGAUCUAG